CGCGGAGCGGCGCCGGCUGCCAGCGCUCGCGGCGCCGCCGGUGCGGAGGAAGGCGCGCGCCCCGGCCCCCGCCGCGCCCCCGGGGCUCCGCGGCGGCAAAUGGUGGGGCCGGACGAUGCCGGAGCUCCGGGCGGCGCAGCCGUGCUUCCCGCGGGCCGGCAGGAGGCGGCGGAGGAGGAGGCGGCGGAGGAGGAGGAGGACGGGGAGCGGGAUGGGAGCCGGGGCUCGAGCCGGCGGAGCGGCGGGCCGGGGCAGGAGCGGCUGCUGCAGCGGUACCUGGCGGCGCUCGGCCCCGCCGCGGCGGCCAGUGGGAAGCGCUGCCCGGAGAAGCCCGCGAACGGAGCCGCCUGCGCCGUGGGCCCCUGCGGGAGGAUGACCAACGGGGACGUCGGCUUCCUGCUGCCGCCGCAGGAACCGCCGCCACCCCCUCGGGCAAGACGGGAUGAGCCGGGGCCGGAGGAGGAGGAAGCGAAACUGCAGAACGGGGGCUUCCUUCCCUGCCCGGCGGGAGGCGUCCCCUUGGGAACCGCCUUGGAAGAGCCGCUGAGGAGCUGCCGGCUGCGGAGCGAGGCGGAGCGGCGCGGGGGGGCGGCGGCCGAGAGUCCCUCGCCGCCCCGCAGCCCGGGGGGCGACGCCGGCAGCCGGGCGCUCGCCGCCCCCUGCGCGCGGAGCUGCCGGGACCGGGCGGAGCCCGCUGCCCUGCCCCCGGCGCCCCUCGGCUUCACGGACGUGAACCUCAACUCCCGCAACACGUACGAGGUGAGCCGCCGCCGCAGCGCCCCGGAGCACCUGCCCCACGGAGGGACCGCGCCCGCCGAGCCGGCCCCGCCGCAGGAGCCCGCGGAGAGGGCCCGGCACCGGGUGGGCAUCGCCGGCGCCGGCAGCAGCUUCGCUGAGUUCUUCACCAGAAACUUCUUCACUAAAAGGACAAAGGAACUCAAACCUGCUGUCCAAAGCGCUCCUGGUUGGAAGUUGUUUGGAAAAGUCCCACCCAGGGAAAACCUUCCAAAAGAUUCCAAAAUUAUUCAGCAGGAUGACAGUUCUGGCAGUCUUGCGUCAAUAUCUGCUCUCAGUCUAUUAAACACAGGGGAAUAUGAAGCACGAACAGGAAGAAUGUACAAACCUCCACCCCCAUCAGCAAGACGUAAAAAUAUUGAGUUUGAACCACUUUCAACUACUGCUUUGAUUCUGGAGGAUCGACCAGCAAAUCUUCCUGCCAAAUCAGUGGAGGAGGCUUUACGUCAUCGACAGGAGUACGACGAGAUGGUGGCAGAAGCAAAAAAACGAGAAAUUAAAGAAGCACAUAAAAGGAAAAAAAUAAUGAGAGAGCGUUUCAAGCAAGAAGAGAAUAUCGCUAGUGCUAUGGUGAUUUGGGUCAAUGAAAUACUACCUAACUGGGAAGGCAUGCGUGCUACCCGAAGAGUUCGAGAGCUGUGGUGGCAGGGAUUGCCCCCAAGUGUACGUGGGAAGGUUUGGAGUCUAGCUGUGGGAAAUGAAUUAAACAUCACUCCUGAACUUUAUGAAAUUUUCUUGUCAAGAGCUAAGGAACGAUGGAAAAGCUUCAGUGAGACAAGUACUGAGAAUGAAAUAGAAGAUGCAGGUGCAUCUGUUGCUGAUCGUGAGGCCAGUCUGGAGCUAAUUAAGUUGGAUAUAUCACGCACAUUUCCAUCCCUGUAUAUUUUCCAGAAGGGUGGUCCUUAUCAUGAUCUCCUGCAUAGUGUUUUGGGAGCAUAUACAUGUUACAGACCAGACGUGGGAUAUGUACAAGGGAUGUCCUUCAUUGCUGCUGUGCUCAUUCUCAAUCUGGAAGAGGCAGAUGCUUUCAUUGCCUUUGCUAACCUUCUAAACAAGCCAUGCCAGCUGGCCUUUUUCCGUGUGGAUCACAGCAUGAUGCUGAAAUACUUUGCAGCCUUUGAAGUAUUUUUUGAAGAAAAUCUUCCUAAAUUGUUUCUUCAUUUCAAAUCAUACAGUCUUACUCCAGACAUAUAUUUGAUAGACUGGAUUUUUACACUCUACAGCAAGUCAUUGCCACUUGAUCUGGCCUGUCGUGUCUGGGAUGUUUUCUGUAGAGAUGGAGAAGAAUUCUUGUUUAGGACAGGAUUAGGAAUCCUUCGGUUAUAUGAAGAUAUUCUCCUACAGAUGGACUUUAUUCAUAUAGCACAGUUUCUAACAAAACUUCCAGAAGAUAUUACAUCAGAAAAGCUUUUUAGUUGUAUUGCAGCUAUUCAGAUGCAGAAUAGUAACAAAAAAUGGGCACAGGUGUUUGCCUCACUGAUGAAGGACAACAAAGAAGGGGACAAGAACCAUAGCCCGGCGCCGAAAAGCUAAUGUUGAGUGAGGUCCAUUGGAAACGUGGAAAACCACUUGAUGACAGAGAAGUCUUCACAUCACUUCUGUGUAGAAAAAGCACUAUAGAAAAUGUGAAAAUGAAAUGGAGAAAAGACACAGCUCUCAGUGGAGUAAUGAACUGAUGAAAUCUUCACCCUUUUGCCAGUAUUAGUUUUUGCCAUGGGAAGAUCUGAUUUCACACAGGAUACUAAAACCUAUGAAACUGAGAAGCGGGGAGUUCAUAUUUAAUACUUUAAAAGAAUCAGCUCAAUGCAAUAAACAUUUGUAAUAACUUC
This is a messenger RNA of Passer domesticus (house sparrow), 2624 nucleotides long. RefSeq names its product TBC1 domain family member 12 (gene TBC1D12). Bases 100 to 2328 code for a protein of 742 amino acids. The transcript has 14 exons. NCBI's taxonomy places the organism in Eukaryota, Metazoa, Chordata, Aves, Passeriformes, Passeridae. The record is from RefSeq and is a predicted model, not a curated record.